Messenger RNA from Komagataella phaffii GS115, 321 nucleotides. RefSeq lists its product as hypothetical. Gene Ontology annotation, cellular component: tRNA-intron endonuclease complex. NCBI's taxonomy places the organism in Eukaryota, Fungi, Ascomycota, Pichiomycetes, Pichiales, Pichiaceae. The coding region runs from base 1 to 321 and encodes 106 amino acids. The transcript has a single exon. Gene Ontology annotation, molecular function: nucleic acid binding. The record is from RefSeq and is a predicted model, not a curated record. Gene Ontology annotation, biological process: tRNA splicing, via endonucleolytic cleavage and ligation; tRNA-type intron splice site recognition and cleavage.
AUGUCUUUGUUGGAUGUCGUGCAAACAAACCUGGAACACUUCCAUUUUUGGACGCAUGUCAAUAUCUUGGAUGAUUUUGUAAUUCAAGGAUAUCCCAAAGAGUCGCUUACAAAGAAUACGGCUCAAGACACUUUGGAGUUUGUCUAUCCUGCUCAUAUUAGCCAGAAUCUUUCUCUUAGUGACAUCGAAGGAAUAUUCAAUAGAAUUGACAGACUUUUAGGUGUACGUCCCAAGAGAAUUGUGAUCGGUGUUGUCACAGAUGAUGGGUCUGUGGUUUACUACUUUGCCCAUGAGGGACUGAUUAAACCUUCCAAAGUGUAG